GAGAGGCUGAGAGUACAUGAGUGGAAACUCUGCCUUUUCUUACUUGUUAUUGGACAGUUAGUGACUGAAUGGUACCUUCUCUCAAUGGAUCUACGUUGCUGCAGGUGUGAAGGGGUGAAGAGGGUGUGUGAGCCUGAGACCUGAGAGGAAGACCAGAAGACAAAGAGGAGGACAUACACAGAAAGAAGGCGAGGAAGACACUAAGAUCAGUAAAGUGGGAGGAGGACGCAUAUCAAGAGUAUCACACUGAGCUGAUGCCAACUGAGGCUGUCAGCGCUGACAACUGACUGACACACCAACACACAGUCGUGCACGAUGCCAGCAGGAGGGCAGAGGUUCUCGGACAUGGAGAUGUUAGUAGGGAUGGAGCACGGGCGAGUGGACACUGCCAGGAGCAGAGCUGGGAGCUGUGUGGAGUUUCACAGCAUCAAGAAGAUGAAGACCUUGGCCCAGAGACGACAGUCAGCUCCCUCACUGGUCAUCAGCAAAGCACUUACCAGAUCGAGAAGCACGUCCAGGGAAAGCUGCAUGACGCCAGUCAGUCCAGAGUCCUGUUCCCUGGUCCAGGCCUUCCUGGCUGAAUGUCCACGCCGCCUAUUCCUGGGUCAUGCCCAAACGCAGCUAAAGACGGGCCUGCAGACCCAGGAGAGACACCUCUUCCUCUUCACCGACACACUGCUCGUCGCCAAGGCCAAGUCUCCCACUCACUUCAAAGUGAAGGCCCAAGUCCGAGUGUGUGAGAUGUGGACAGCCAACUGCAUGGAGGAGGUGUGUGAGGGAAGCACCAACCCAGAGAAGAGCUUUGUCAUGGGCUGGCCCACCUCCAACUGUGUGGCCACCUUCAGCUCCGAGGAGCACAAGAACAAGUGGCUGGCACUCAUCAAAAGUCGCAUAACUGAGGGGAAAGAGAAGGACGACCCAAAGACCAUCCCUCUGAAGAUAUUUGCAAAGGACAUUGGAAACUGUGCAUAUGCCAAGACGCUUGCGGUCAGCAACACUGACAGCACCACUGAUGUCAUCCGCAUGGCUCUGCUGCAGUUUGGGAUAUCGGGUUGUGUCAAAGACCACCGCUUGUGGGUGAACUCCAGUAAGGACGACCCUCCGUACCCUCUCAUCGGCCACGAGUUUCCCUUCAGCAUCAAGAUGAGCCACAUUCGGGAUAGUGGGAGCAGUGGUGGAGGCCUGGGAGGAGGCGGAGGAGCCGGGAGGGAUCCAGCGAGCCCCACGGACUGCCCAGGGGUGCUGCUGCUUGACCAGUGUCUCCCUCCAGACACCCAGUGCCAGUUUAUCCUCAAGCCCAACAAGGCGACUCUGGGACAGGCUCCACUUAUAGAGCCUGGUCAGCAGAAGUCUUUUAAGCGGAAGAGGUCUCUGAUCAACUGGCCUUUCUGGAGAGGCUCCAACACACAGCUGGACGGCCUGCCCCUGUCCCCGACCUCGCUCUCCCCCACUCUGGGACGGCUGUUCGGGCGACCCCUGAGCUCCGUCUGCUCUGCGGACCACGGCCUGCCCAAGCCUGUCAUGGACAUGCUGGUGUUCCUGUACCUGGAGGGGCCGUACACCCGGGGCGUCUUCAGGCGCUCAGCUGGGGCCAAAGCCUGCAGGGAGCUUCGAGACAGACUGGACAGUGGCAACGAGGACCCGGAGAUCACACACCAGUCUGUGUUCGUCAUCGCCGCCGUCCUGAAGGACUUCCUGAGAAAUAUUCCGGGCAGCCUGCUGUGUGUGGAUCUGUAUGAGCAGUGGAUGGAGGUGAUGGAGGGAGAAGGAGGGGAGGAGAGGAUGCAAGCUGUCCAGAGGUUGCUCCACCUUCUGCCCACCGAGAACCUGCUUCUGCUGCGUCAUGUGGUCGCCGUGCUGCACUGCAUCCAAGGCAACGCCCACGACAACCAGAUGAACGCCUUCAACUUGUCCGUCUGCAUCGCUCCCAGCAUGCUUUGGGCUCCGGUGCCAAGCACCCCUGAGAUGGAGGGGGAGGGCACCAAAAAGGUGUGUGAGCUCGUUCGUCUCCUCAUAGAGAACUGCAGCAGCCUCCUGGGAGAAGACGUCACCUCGCUGUUCAGAAGCUUCAGCCAGAAGAGCAGCAGCAGUGACCACGGAUCAGAUGUGUCGUCCUUCCAGAUGAACGACUCGUCCUACGACAGUCUUGAGAACGAGCUGAACGACGACCCGGAGUCUCCCUUCCAGGAACAGCUGCCCCUCCGUGACAAGGACAAGCCGGACAGCCGCAGCCGUGACUCCGUCAUCACCCUCAGUGAUUGUGACCCUGAUCCCGACCCUGAUAGCGACCUCCUGCUGCAGCUCCCCCCACUGGCCAGACCCAGGAGGUUCAGCCCUGCGGUCCGCCAACCCCGCACCCGCCAGGCCAACGGGCCGUCGCAGGGUCCCAGGAGGCUGAGGAGGAGUUCAGAGCCAGCUCUGGCCCUGACAAGCACACCGCCAGUGGGCACAGUGACAGUUCAUGCUGAUAACCUACCAAUGAGGAAGGCGAGCUAUGAUGCCGCCAUGGAGGGGGAGAGGGGGGAGGACGAGGUGUUUCUGGAGCAGGGGCUGAGCGGGAUGCAGCUGAAGGAGGAGGAGGAGAAGGGAUGUGAGAAGGGAGGAGCCAAAGUCCAGAAUGGCGGGCGCAGGAAGACGAAGCACGCCCCUCCGCCGCCGUUGCGGCUGGAUGCCAGCUGCUCUAGUCUGUCGUCACCAGCAACCUCGCCCACAGGCUCCUCCCUUAGCUCUUUAGACUCCGCCUUCUCACAGUACUCUACUGACUACGCCACCAAUGGGGCGAUUCCAUUGGCUGAGCCUGCUCCUCUCUCCCCUCUCUUUCCUGGACGUCCCCCGCUUUCACCCAGAGACUCCCCCCCUCAGAGGGAAGCCCCGCCUCAGUGGCCACAGCCCAACCAGGCCCCUCGGACCAGUCAACCCCCCGCACACCCUCAUGGCCUCCACCCGAAUACGUGGCUCAAGAAGGACCGCCGCCUGUCGUUAAGACAGUCUGAUAAUGGACACUCAGAGGAGGACUUGCCUGUGGUAAAUGGGAAGACCCACCCAACCAGUAACGGCUACUCCGUCAGUGCCCAGGAGGCGGCGGUGACAAACCGCAACUGCCAGCGGAGAUCCAGCAGCCCUCCGUCCUACCAGCAGGCUCUACUGCAGCUGCAGCGCAGCCGCUCCCCGUUCUACAGGGGGACAGAGAAACCUCUGACGGUCAAAGAGCUGAGACAGCUCCACGACCAGACCUGCACCUACAGGCCACCGCUCCCAGCCUCCCCUACACACACAGGAAGUGAGGUCACACAGAGGCUGGCUAGGAACGAGUGCGUUCAGCCGCCGCAGGGUGUUUUCUAUGGACAGAACGCCACCACUCUGGUCCUCCAGAGGCAAAAGUCCCACUCCCUGACUCCGGCCCUGGAGGGACACAAAGGGCGGAGGACCCUCCCUCUUCCCCGCCGAGCAUCUGAACCUGCCAAGGUCACUACAAACUCUAACCUCUCCUCCAGCCUCACCCUGGACAGACCCUCUAAAGGCCAGCCUCAAGACAGCGGCCUGAAAGUGUCAGAGGUGGAGCCCAACCACACCGAGCCACGUUACUGCCUGUCUCCCUCCGCCACUCGGGCUGUACGGGACUACUUUUCCUCCCAGGGUCAGGAGGAUGCAGACGCCUGCCUGAGGAGGAGUCAGGAGGUGGCGCUGGCUAUCGUGCAGGGGAAGAGGGAGUGGCAGAGCAGGCGGUGCAGCGACCCACGAGUGGACGACUUUGACCAGCUUUUUUUUGCGGAAGAGUCUUAUGUGUAAAUAAGAACUGUGUACAAACAAACAAACUGUGUAUGAGAGACUGAAUUUUAUCUGAUAUUUUCACUUGUAUACAAAUGUCUUCAUUGUUGAUGUGAUAAUAUCCCUUGUAAACACCUUUUCCUUCUGGCAGCAGUAGUCAAAUAGAGAAAGGUGUUGCCGUUUACUGCAGUGGUACAUCUAAGGUUUAAGAUUUUAAAAAGGUACAGAUGCACUUUCUGCUCCCACAUUUCACCUCCUUGUGGUUGUAAACUGUUAGAAGUUUUUCUGAUACCCCCUCUUACAUGAAAUUGUGUACUUCUGGCAAACAGCAGAUUGAAAGGUUUAAGUUGUUGGUAAUUAUCCACAAUAUUUCAAGUUUAAAAACUCUUUCAUGUAUUUGACCAUGGCGUUCUGCAGCAGGGAUUUAUGGAGCGUUGAAACCUGAUUCUGUGAAUUCAUUAUAGAGGACAUCUGGAUUCCUAAACAAUCAUUAAAGCCUGUUGUCAAACGGGUCAGAGUUACAGCUUUUGUGCCAAAAUAUGGUUCCCCUGAGACGUGUUUUUCUUUGGCAGCAUGUCCUCAUUUUGCCUUUCAGAAUGUGUCAUUGCUUUUUUAAGCACACAAAAAAAAGAAGAAUGAGGAGUUCUUUAGAAAUGAAAGAGAGAGGACAGAGGUCUUUUUUCUUUUAUUCUCUGGAAGCUCGUAAAAUGUAUUUUUCAAAAUUUCCAAAGCCAGCCGGAAAUCCAUAAAGGCUGGUGUGAAAAUCAAGGCCAGGAAACAUUUUGUAGUUGUUUUUCAACAGGGAAACAUUUCAAAUUUUAGAAAACAUCUGCAUGAAAAUUCAGAUUUUGCACAAUAUCAUCACAGUUUUUUGCGCGUAAGGAAUCACAUCAAGAGGGAUGCAAAUUUUGGCACAACAAACAUUAAAGGGGACCUAUUUAUACUUAUAUUUAGGGUUCAGACUAGAACAUGUUUACAUGCUUUAAAGUUCUAACAACACUUUAUUUUCCUUAUACCAUCUGUGUUGGAACACCUGUAGUCACCCUCUGUCAGUUUAAGCGCCUGUUUCUUUACGCCCCCUUCUGCAAAAGCUCAGUCCGCUCUGAUUGGUCAGCUUUUCCUUGUCUUCCGUAUCUUGGUUUCUCACAUUCUACCGUGAAAAAACACAAGUAAAAGCUUCUGAAUACAAAAGAGAAAUUAACAUCUGCAACCAAGAUUAUAUGUUUCCCUGAUGUUAGCAUGUAGCUACAUGUAGCAGUGUACUUGCACCCUGGGACUGUAACGGAGAAUAGUGGCUCUUUCAACGGUGAAAAAAUCCCCAAUGACAGCUUUGAAUCACAAAGUGUUCCAGCAGGACUAUGAUCUGAAAUCAGGGAGAAAUCAGCAACUAAUAUUAUGUUUCCCUGAUGUUAGCAUGUUGCUACAUGUAGCAAUGUACUUGCAGCCUGGAAAUGACUGUAACAGAGAAUAACUACUCUUUCAACAGUUAAUAAUCAUCGAUAAAAGCUUCAAAACACAACAGGACAUGUUUCAGCAGGAAUAUGAUCUGAAAUCAGGGAGAAAUUAACAACACAUCCCUGAUGUUAGCAUGUAGCUACAUGUAGCAGUGUAGGCAACGUCAUGUAAACUCUUGCAGCUGCAUGCCUGGAAUUGAUGACUAUAUAAAGAAAUCCGUGACAGUUUGAUGUCAUACUGUCGCCAGAGUAGAAAAAAACUAUUAGGGACUACUUUUACAUAUGUUUACCUAAACUUUAGCCACGAUUAAUAUGAACCUCUGUAACAUUAUAUAUGAAACAAAAUAUGGAAAAGCAUAACAGGUCCCCUUUAACGCUGCCCUCGAUCGCAGUGAUGACAACAUGAUGACUGCUGUGACUUCAUGCAAAUACUAUGAACAUGUUUUUAGCUCCCUCCAUAACACCUGUGAUGUUUGCUGCAGAGCCAGAGGAGGAACGUUUUCAGACAGAUGCCUCCGCUGUACAUACUUAAACCAUCCUAACGGCAUUCAUACCUUUUGUGACAAACUGCAUCUGUAAAGUGAAACAUUUUUUCCCCAGAAAGUGAAGUGUUUGUCUGAAUGAGUGAAUCAAUAGGGCCGCUAUUUAUUCAUAUGAGCCGAGUUCCCAGACACACAGCACUCAGUGUUGUCCUCUGUGGCUCUGGUUUAUAUCUCUGUGACCUGGGAGGGAGGGGAGGGCAGAGGGGGGAGGGAAGAGGAGAAACUGUCGGUGUGCGUGGGUGAGAGAGAGUCAGAGUGUCGUGUUUGAAAAUGAUGUGAUCAUUGACAGCGUGUCCUGAGCAGGAAUGUGAGAAAUCGUGUGCCAUUGAAGGAGAGAUGUCCUUUAUUCUUGCUUGUAUAGCACUUCAUUAUUCUCAACAAGAAACCCAUUCUGUCUCACAUGAAUGACGAGGACGCAGCCUGUUGUGUGUGUGUUGAGUUGUAUGUGUUGUCCAUAUUAAUAUGAUAUUUUUGUUCCAAUGCUGCUGUCAAUGCAGUGCUGAUGUCUUAGGUGAUGCUUAACAACCAAUGACCUUGUUUCACUGUGUAUUAUUAACUGAGACGUAUACUUACAGAUAAAAUAUCUUCAGCAGUUGUCAUGUGUAUUAACUCAGUGUUAUUGUGAACUUAACAUAGCUUUUCCACAGGAUCACACACUGCAACAAGGUCACUGCCGUGUUAAGCGUCACCAUUUUAAAUGGUCUCAAACCUUUUACCUGUAUUAAUAAUAUUAUAAUUGUUAUCUCCAUUACAGUGAAUCGUGUCCAACGUGUAUAGUUCUGCAUAUUUAUGAUACAGAAAUAUAUAAAUAUAUAUAUAUAAAUAUAUUACCUUGUACUUUGGUAUGUCGUGUUGUGUGAGGAAAUCAAAUGUGUAUUUUUGUACAUGCCAAUUCUGCUGCUGCUGUCUCUAUAGAAAGUAUAUUUGCUACCAAACGCACCAUUUGUAUAUUGUGUACAUCUGAUGUCUGAUGCUCACGAGAACAAAAAUGUCCUUGAUUUUAAUAAAUGUCGCUCUUG
Epinephelus moara (kelp grouper) is the source of this 6783-nucleotide messenger RNA. RefSeq names its product Rho GTPase activating protein 20 (gene arhgap20). The transcript has 15 exons. Gene Ontology annotation, biological process: signal transduction; regulation of Rho protein signal transduction. Bases 316 to 3789 code for a protein of 1157 amino acids. The record is from RefSeq and is a predicted model, not a curated record. NCBI's taxonomy places the organism in Eukaryota, Metazoa, Chordata, Actinopteri, Perciformes, Serranidae. Gene Ontology annotation, molecular function: GTPase activator activity.